UUGAUCCGCUUGACUUGUGAUCUGGUAAAUUCGUCAGGGCAGAGUUCUAGAGGUAAAUAUAUUCACACCGUUACAAGUCGACAACAAAAUCGUUGGCAACCAACCUAUUUCGGCGUGUUUGGUGUUCAAAUUCAACUCUUGUUCACUGUCCUGGAUCAUUUAGUUUUGCCUAUACCUAACGGUAAACCUUCUCGAAAGCAAUUUAGAUUAUUGAGCUGGUUGCUCAGCAUCAUUGAAGUUUAAAACACACUCUGUAUUCAAGUUAAAGGUAAAGUAAUAUUGUGUUAAUGAAUUUAAUGUAGAAUAGAUGUAGAUUCUGUAAAAUGCCUCGCCCAAUGUUUGAAUUCAUACUGUAGCGGGAUAAACUAACUCGCAGCUCUAGCUUUAAAGACAUUGAAAUGUCAAAUCUCUAGAUAUUGUUGGCUAGUUACUCUUUGGAAUGUAGUUUCCACAGGUUAGUUCUAUACGGCAAUUUUUGGUUGAGAAAUCGUACUUGCUCGUGUUAACGAUUACAGUAAAUCUGCUUUGUUUUGCCUGAGCAAGGGAAAGUUGGUUAUUUUUAAAACCUCUCUACUUAAUUGCCCAUAGUCCUUAUAUAGUUUAAUUGGCAUGAAGUAUGAUGCUAAAGAAAAUUUUUAUCGUGUUUUGUCAACAGACUUCGUUCACUUUAUACGUAUAAGACGUAUAAUUAAGAGUGGCACAAUCAUGACCACUGCUUAUGUAGUUGUAUGUUUCAUUUGAACUGUAAAUAAUUUCCAGUGCGUAACAUUUUAAGACUAGUGGAUUGUACUGUACUGGAUUGUUCGGCUUUGAAGUGACGCAUCAUUGGACAUAUAAGCUUGUUGAUCUUUCGGGCUUCGGCAGUUGUUUGCAGUUGUAUUAAGCGGUUCUUGAAUUUUAUUUAGUUGUAAAUUUUAGUAUACUCAUGUAAUUAUGCUGCAGACUAAGUUUCGAGCAGUGAUAUUAGUGUAUAUUUGUGUAUGUUUGUAUUGCUUCUGAAAGUUGUAGACAUGCGUCUUUGCCCAUGCUGUGGAAUGCUUUUGACGUCAGUUUGUGGUUUUGAAUUGCGCUGCGAACUAUAAGUUCAUUUCAUAGUCCAAUAACCUUCAUUUCAUAUAAAUCCUUAUAGCCGAAAAUGUUAAGAUGUGAUUGAGGUGGACAACUUUUGAGGCCUGUUCAUAUCAGCCCAGUUUGCCGAGAAGAUCACCUAGUGACUACGAGGAUGAAUAUCAUUUCUGACAGUGUGUUCAUGUGGCUGUUUUAUCCCACUUAUAAUAUCCCGCCUCGGUGCGAUGACGUUCGCGUCUUCGAAAUAUUUUUCUGUUGUACUAAACAAACUGAACCUUGUAUUACGACAUCAAUAUAUAGUGUCUGUUUAAGUCUACUUUUUUUUUUUUCGGUUUGUAUUUCCAACUAUGCCGUUCUAUAUUAUGGGUCAAAAUCGACAACAAAAAUGUCCAGCCUCGUCAAGUGGGAUGAAGCCUUCAUGUGGAAAAUGUUAUCCUUGCUUUCAUAUUACUAUUCCGAAAUGAGGCCAAAAAGAUUAGGGUUGAGAUAAUGGUUAGGAAUUAUAUUUUAAUAGAGGUUGUUAAUAUCACGAUUGACAGACUAAUACAUAUCCCUGCACGUUCGUAUAACCUGAACACUAUGCAUAUGUCAUAGGUUUAAUUUACCGUAAACUGAAAUGUAACAAUGUCUUGUCAUUUUAAUCUCCGAGUGUCCCCUACACGUGUAAAAAUCUCCCAUCUUGUAGCAAGUCUGCCAACAAGCGUCGUCAACAAGUUAUGUUCACACUGCUUGUUCCAAGUUGUCAACAAGUUUGGAACAAACUGUUAACAACUUGUAACAACCAUAGAUAUCUUAUAUACACUAGAUACCGCAUCUCGUUUAGUAAAAUCGAAGCCAAGAAUAUUCCAGCGGUUACCCCCAUUUGAAUAGAUGGCGGCCAUGUUGAAGUUUCCCACUCGCUAUUAAAUAAACGCUUAAAAAACAACGAUAACUUUCAUCAUUUGAAAUUUUGAAUAGUUUGAAAAUGUAUUUGGAAUAGGUUUAACUUAAUGUUUAAGUUCCCUGUUUAAGAAAUAGAAAACAUACGAGUCUUCUCAAUUCAUGGGAAUAUCCUGUAAUCAUAGUCUGCUCGCAGAUGUAAUCACGGCUUCAAUUUUUGAAUUUCAGAAUAAUUAGAUGCACUAUCUAGUGUAUAUAAGAUAUCUAUGGUAACAACCUUGUUGAUAUUAUCCGACUUAAGCUUGCUGCUAGAGUGCUAGGUUGUUCCAACAAAUGCGAUACAGUCAUGGUAUAACAAUAUUGUUACAACCUUGUGUCGUCAACCUUGUAAUAUUCUUGUUAUACCAUGACUGUAUCAGACUUGUUGGAACAAUUUUGUAACAAGUCUGAUAAUGCCGUCAAGCUUGUUACAAGUUGUUAACAGCUUGUUCCAAACUUGUUCAACAACUAUCAACAAGCAGUGCGAACACAACAUAUUGUCGACAGCUUGUGAACAGAUUUGUAACAACUUUUUUUGCAGACCUGUAACAUGUGUGUGGUUUACCUAUCUUCACUUCAACUAUUUUAGUUCAUUUUAUCACUGCAAUGAGUUUCAAAAUCGUUCGCACGUCAAAGACUAAAGUCACGAAUCUGCCGAGUUUCACCAGCGAUAGUAAAAAAUCAAGCGAGCCAGAGCUGAAGAGGGAAGAGGUUGCACUGGAGGAAAGCAGCGUCGGGGAUGCCUUCGAGGAGUUAUUUGGAGAAGCAGGGCAAGAAGUUAAACCCGAAGAACAGAACGCACCGAAACGUCAUGUGAAAAAGGAUGAUGAAUCUGAUGAGGAACCGUUAGAGGUCGCGCCCGCGAAACGAGAGUACAAAGGUGAUCCGGUAUGUAGCGUCCGGUAGCAUCCUAUAUCAAGACCGUACGCAGGAUUUUUUCACCAGGGGGCAGUAAUACCUAUAUACUGAAAUAAGUACCCAAAAUGUCAAUGCAUUCAGUUAGGUUCAUCACAGUUUAUAGACUGUGGGUUCAUGUAUGCGUAUGGCUACCCCAUACAGAAUCGUGCAUUCUGAUCAUAGACAAUUCUGAUUCACAAGAUUAUAAGCAUAUAUUGGGGGAGGGGGGGGGGGAUUGCCCCUGGUUGACUCCCGGCUACGUAUGGCCCUGACCCCUCUAGAUUUGUCCUAUGUGUUCCUAGCUAGACUUAACUUGACCCAUAAAGUGCAUGACAUGAGUGAGUUGAUAGAUACAUGGUCUCGCUGUUCAUGUGUUAGCUAGGCUAAUGGUAUCACUCAGAGUAACACCACAAACAUCAAUCAUACAAUAAUGCAAAUUGUAGCGGCCAGUUUUCAAAUCGACCCUACAUCUAUUCUGUAUUAUCGUUCCAGGUGGAAGAAGGUGUCAAUCCAAGUAAGACAAGCGAUGGGGCGGACGCUGAUCUAGAUGAUCUUAUAUCAGCAGCGAUGGGAGAUAUGGCUGAUGAAGAUACGAAACAUGAAGAAACCAAACGAUCAUCUUCCACUCCAAGUAAAGACGAUGGAGGCGUGGAUGACGCAGACUUUGGGGGAUUUUUAAGUAUGAUUAGGGAUGAUAGUGAACAACCACCACCUGUUGAGAACAAGAAAGUUGAUGAUAAACCGCGUGAUAUUCCUGUUGAUAGGAAAUCUGGCGGUGGAAAGGUAUAGCUAACUUUGUAUAUCUUAUAUUAAAGCUUAAAGCUCGGGACAAACUAGAAACACUGUUGCAGAUAGAGCAGUGCGCCGGAACCGGAGUUCCGGCAUAUUUUGCCGGAGUUGGAAAAAUUAAUGAAAAAUUAUUUCAUAUUUCAAUGAACUUUUGGUAAUGGAAAAAUUAAGUUGAAUGAUUUGAAGUUACUAUAUAUAAAGUUUAAUUACUUGCCCCGGUGUAUUUUGGGCGAAAAUACCACGCUGCCAUGCGGUUGUACUUUCUACAAAACAUUGUUUAAACAAGCACCGAAGCACGUAUAUUUGGUAAGUAAAGGAGAAAGCUCAAAAAGGAAUAAUAUAAAUUCUGAAAUUACACUGAAAUACUUUCGCCUGCUUCUACUGUUAAAUAUGAAAUUUCCUUAGAAUUUCCUUGCCGGAGUUUUGACUGCCGGAUCUAAAAUAACCGGAGUUUGCACAGCUCUAAUUGCAGAAACUUAUACUACCAUGACUCAUGAGUCUACCAUGCUUUUAUGGUCGAAAACUAUAGUUGUCCCAGCUUUGUCACAGCCGCUCUGAAGUUGUCUUCAACUUUUUCAGCCAGGUAAUGGCGAGCAAAGUGAGGACUCUGCAACUAUAAAAUAUUUUCAACAUUCCUAAUCACUGUCUAUAUAUUUCUUUUCAGCCUGCCUCAGGUUCCACUAAAACUACCACCUCGUACUCUUUCUCAUCCAAAUUUGUCCCCAAUCUUCCCGCCAGUUUUUUCAAAGAUAUCCAAACGAAACUGGAAGAUCUCAUAUUUAAAUUCGAGUGUCUGGACAACGAGUACGCCGCAUUGCAGAAGAUUAGUCAUAAAGUGUAUAUCGAAACGAUGGACAUUAAGAAAAUAUUCUCCAAUGAAAGCUAGGAACUGUUUAUGGACAAUUUCUUAGGUCUCAUUAUUACGUUCUCCUGAUUAUAGUUGUAUUCUACUCAUUGGUAUGAAAUGGACCUAUUGUAGAUUAAUGUAGUACAAAGUGACCACUGCCCCACUGGUAUUGCCUUUUUUUAGUUUAAAAGUUUAACUGAUCGAAAUUCAAAAUCAAUUGUAAUUCUUGGUCAUACUUUUGUUUAAUUGAGUAGGUAAUAUUGUAGCGAUAUUGGCCUAUUGUUUAGUAAUAAAUCUGGUUCAAAAUUUAAUUACUUUG
This is a messenger RNA of Paramuricea clavata, 4838 nucleotides long. The record is from the annotation of a GenBank genome assembly. NCBI's taxonomy places the organism in Eukaryota, Metazoa, Cnidaria, Anthozoa, Malacalcyonacea, Plexauridae.